AUGAUUUUGGACGUGGCAUUUGUCAAGUCUCUUUCACUCUGCGCAGAUUUUUCCAAAUUCCAAAGGCCCGGGUCAGAUUGCCUCCCGCUCCCCAGUGGCAUCGCCGGCGGUAGCAGUGUUAGCGACAGCAGGAAGCUGCCGGCCGCGCCAGCCCCGAGAUCGAGCAAGGAUGACGCCGCGCCGGCCGUCGCUACCGACAGCUCCCGCCUCGCGGCGUUCCUGGCCUCGACAUCGCUCGAGCCCAAGCCGCGCGCUCUGCAGCCGCCGGCGCAGGCCGCGCCUUCCUCAUCCCCUGCUGCCAUCGCGACCCGGAUCCCCGCUCGCGACCACGGCCACCACCAGCACUACUCCGACUUCUCCGACCCCGCCUCCCCAAGCGCCGCCGGAUCCGUCAACGGUGGCGGCGAGGUGCUGCUCCAGUGGGGCCAUAACAAGCGCUCGAGCGGCCGGCGCAACGCCACGUCCGCGAGCGGCUCCUCGCCGCAGCGCCGGGCCGGCGUCAAGAUCCAGCGCCACUCGCCCGGGCCCGCGCCCGCGCCCCCGAGCAGGCCGUCUGUGGCAGCCCCGCCUAAAUUAAUCCGGCUUAAGUGCGCUAACCCUCAUCAAAAUGACAAUUAG
Panicum virgatum (switchgrass) is the source of this 618-nucleotide messenger RNA. RefSeq lists its product as uncharacterized. The record is from RefSeq and is a predicted model, not a curated record. The transcript has 2 exons. Lineage: Eukaryota; Viridiplantae; Streptophyta; Magnoliopsida; Poales; Poaceae. The coding region runs from base 1 to 618 and encodes 205 amino acids.